AACCCCAUAGAGUUAGCAGCAACAAAUCACAUUAACAUUACAUCUCAACUCACUCUCACACUUUUUCUUUCUCCAUUUUCAUUCUUUCAUUACCUCCACAAAGCCCACCACCCACCAUUUUCUUCAUAUCAAAAUCUUUCACCUCUACAAGAUUGUUCUUCUUCUUCCCCAUUUUGAGCGCCAUGGAUCUCAACAUCUAUGGCCGCUCCGUUUCCAAGAUUUUCUUCUUCAUCUUUCUGAUCUUUCUUUCUUACACCACCGCUUCCAUUGCCGCCACAUUGCCUCAGAAGCCACUCUCCUCUUCCGGCCAAAUCAACUCCAACUCUGUUCUCGUCGCUCUCCUCGACUCACAUUACACUGAGUUAGCUGAACUCGUUGAGAAAGCGCUUCUCUUACAGACUCUUGAAGAAGCUGUUGGGAAACACAAUAUUACCAUUUUUGCCCCCAGAAAUGAAGCCCUGGAGCGUGAACUCGACCCCGAGUUCAAACGCUUCUUGCUUGAACCCGGUAACCUCAGGUCUCUUCAAACCCUCUUGAUGUUCCACAUUCUCCCCAAACGAAUCGGAUCCUCCGAAUGGCCCGAUGACAAAAAACCCAGGUCAACCAAACACAACACGCUCGGCAACGAUUUCGUCCACUUAACCAGCAAGAGUUCGGGGAAAAAAGCGAUUGGGUCAGCCGAGAUUAUCCGACCCGAUGACGUGAUCCGACCCGAUGGGAUCAUCCACGGAAUCGAACGCCUGUUAAUUCCCCGAUCGGUCCAGGAAGACUUCAACCGCCGCCGUAGUCUCCAGUCAAUCGCUGCCGUGCUUCCUCAGGGUGCGCCGGAGGUGGACCCCAGGACUCACAGGUUGAAGAAACCGGCAGCUCCGGUUCCAGCUGGGGCCCCUCCGGUUCUUCCCAUUUAUGACGCGAUGGCUCCGGGUCCAUCGUUGGCACCCGCACCGGCUCCGGGACCGGGUGGGCCACGCGGGCACUUUAACGGCGAGAAGCAAGUGAAGGACUUCAUCCACACGCUGUUACAUUACGGGGGUUAUAACGAAAUGGCGGAUAUUCUGGUAAACUUAACGUCGUUGGCGACGGAAAUGGGAAGGCUAGUUUCGGAGGGUUACGUUUUAACGGUUCUCGCGCCGAAUGAUGAAGCCAUGGCUAAGCUGACGACUGAUCAACUGAGCGAGCCGGGCGCGCCGGAGCAGAUUAUUUACUACCAUAUAAUUCCGGAGUACCAAACGGAGGAGAGUAUGUAUAACGCCGUUAGGAGAUUCGGGAAGGUGAAGUACGAUACGUUAAGGUUACCGCAUAAAGUAACGGCACAAGAGGCUGAUGGUUCCGUUAAAUUCGGGUCUGGUGAUGGAUCGGCUUAUUUGUUUGACCCGGAUAUUUAUACGGAUGGGCGGAUAUCUGUGCAGGGAGUUGAUGGGGUUUUGUUCCCGGAGGAGGAAACUCCCACGGCAACAAAACCGGCAAAUGUGAAGGUUGUGACCAAGCCAAGAAGAGGGAAAUUGAUGGAAUUAACUUGUAGAAUGCUUGGAACUGUUGGGCAGGAUUCCCAUUUCACUACUUGUCAAUAAACACAUAUUUAAAUUCCCUAUAAGAUCAAAAUUUGUAGCCAUGUAAACACACUGUUGUAGGAAGAUUUAUGUAAACACAAGGAAGGGGAUUGAACAGGCUGCAUGAUUUCCUCAUAAAAAUCCCACACAAAAAGAGAGUUUGAUGUUGUUUUGUUAUAAAUACUGUAAUUACAUAUCAUUUUUUAAUUAUUUUUUUUUCUUUUUUUGUUGUAAGACUCACUGCCACUAUAUCCAUGAACAAAUUUGGAAAAGUUAUCUCUGUUAUAUCAAUUGCUUGUGUUCUUUUUGCCUUA
Molecule: messenger RNA, 1864 nt
Organism: Pistacia vera
Lineage: Eukaryota; Viridiplantae; Streptophyta; Magnoliopsida; Sapindales; Anacardiaceae
Product: fasciclin-like arabinogalactan protein 16
Exons: 3
Coding region: 183-1571 (462 amino acids)
Source: RefSeq, a predicted model, not a curated record